This is a messenger RNA of Girardinichthys multiradiatus, 3254 nucleotides long. RefSeq names its product DAZ associated protein 2 (gene dazap2). The coding region runs from base 144 to 653 and encodes 169 amino acids. The transcript is spliced from 4 exons. The record is from RefSeq and is a predicted model, not a curated record. Lineage: Eukaryota; Metazoa; Chordata; Actinopteri; Cyprinodontiformes; Goodeidae.
UAAAGAACGGGUGACGUAACCACUUCCACAACAACAAGAAGAAACAAGGAAGUGUCAAUCCGAAACCCGUAACAAGGCCGAGACAAGAUACGCUGAGCUCCGUAAAAACUGAUGUUCCUCAGCCUCCGAAUUAAUCCACAACAAUGAAUAACAAAGGUUCAUAUCCACAGCAGUCUGUGUACCCUCAGCAGAGUAGUGCACCUGUAUACCCUCCUGCUAUGCAAAUGUCUCCUCAGGCACCUCCUUACACAGACACACCACCUGCAUAUUCUGAGAUAUACCAGCCCAGAUAUGUGCUUCCAGCUCAGGUGCCUGGUCAGGUGCCACAGAUGUCCUCACCCUACGCUGGCCAUCAGGUGUAUAUGCCCAUGCAGCCACACAUGCAGGUUGGUCCGAUGGGCCAAAAUGUCCCCAUGGCUUACUACCACAUGGGAGCUGUUUACCCACCUGGAUCAACCGUGAUGGUGGAAAGUGGCUUUGACGCCGGCGCUCGUUUCACAACCGGCAGCAGCGUUUCCCUCCCACCCCCACCUCCUGGACACCCCCCUAAUGCGGCUCAGCUGGCCGCCAUGCAGGGCGCCAAUGUUGUCAUGGCGCAGCGCAAGAAUAACUUCUUCCUGGGUGGAUCCAAUGGAGGUUAUACUAUCUGGUAACAGCAGCUACUCCCCUCCUUGUUCAUGCCUAAACCGUGCCCCCAUCCCAGAUGAUUCCCAAGUUCCUUCUUUAUUCCAUACGCCUUCCUCUUCAGGCUGCUUGGCCAUGCCACAAUACUGAUAUCACCUAACGGAAUGUAAUAUUAUAGAGCCCUUGUUAAAGGUACAGUAUUCCACUUCUGACCUAAAGAUCAAAUGGUUAAUUUCAUCGCCUGAGAGGAAAUAAAAUCUACAGAUUUAAAAUAUAAGUCUCUCCAUAAUUCUUUACUAGAUCAAAAGUCUGUGGUUGCUUCAGAUUGGACUUUUUUCAGGCCUCUGUGUCUCCUCAGGAGAGCUAUUCUCCUUUUUAAUCAAAUAGUCAAAAAUAACACUGAGAUAUUCAUGUAUUCCUGUACAACUAUUUAGAUGAAAUGUUGAAAUAACAGACCUACGUUAUAUAGUUUAGCUGCUUUAUGGUGAAAGUAAAACGCAAAGAAACAAAGUCGCAAAGCGCAAACUAAAAGAAAUCUCCACUUGUCGUUUUUAAAAAUCUCUAGUGUAGUUUAAUUAAUAGGAGUGUAAUAGUUUUGUGUAAAUACCAGUAUGAUGAUCAGGGGAUGUUAACACCUCUGCUAUAUAUUUAAAAAAAAAAAAAAAAAGAACCAGCAUCCUGGAUGCAUUUAGUUAGAACUGUCUUGUCUUUUGCACAGUAUAAAAAAAAACACCACAAUAAAUUUGUUGCACAAUGAAUUGUCUGAGAGAUUGUUCCAUUUCAAUCAGUUGUAAAUGAAAUAAAUUUAAUUUAAAGCAAAACAAAAUGUCUUUAAGGAGUUAAUGCAAUAUCUCAAGUGGUUUACUGUACCUUGUUGGGCAACUUGUAGAUGAACAUAGUUAAGUGCCAAAGAGCACUGGGGAUAACCCUGAAUCGAAGCAAAUUAACUUCAGUAAACUUAAAGGAAAGAAUUUUAAAGUAAAUCCAAAUAGUAAGAUGAUUAGAAAGGGGUGGUUGGUAUAACAUUUUUAGCUUUUUAUGUAUCCUGUUUCUAUUCCACAGUCGGAUACCCAGAGUUGUUAUUGUUCACAUAUACAGAGCUAUGCUUUUAGGUUUUUUUUUUUUUUUGGUUUACACACAUCGUUAAACUUAUUGGAACCAUUUCACAAGAAUUCAUUUAAUAUUUCUGUUUUGCUUUCUUGGCUUAAUAUUUUGAGUGUGUUUUAGUUAGGCUAAUAAAAACAUUUUGACAGUAUAACCAAUGAGCUGGUUGUACCAAAGAUCUAGCCGACAAUGCAUUUAUAAUAACUUCAAAUUUUAAUCGUCACGGUUUUAAAAAGCAAACAUAUCCUUGAACAAGAAGUUGUGACACUGUCGGCCCCUCCAGCUUUCGGUCUGCCAUGACUGCAAUCUUUAGCGUUUUCUUUUUUCUGUCACUGUGUGUAGGUCACCUGCAUCUUUCAGUUGCUGCAUACUUUGCACCUUUUGCUAAUGUACCUUUUUAUCUGAAAUACCAGUACUGCUAAGCAAAACUGAGGAGUUGCAGAAAAAAGGGGCUAAUCUCUUUUUAUGUUCUGUUUUCACGACUUUUUCAGUGAAAAAACUGUGACAUUUUUCUACAGUUUUGGGUCCAUUUUUAUUCCAUUAGAAAAACUUAUGUAAAGAUGUGCCAUGUUGUUACAAAGCCUGAAAGAGUAUGCAAAGACCUUGCAACGAGGCUACAUGACUGUCCGCAUGUUUAAGUCAUUUUCUUUUUAUGCUUUCAAGCAUUUUUGGAGUCAAUGAAAACUAAAUAAAGUAUUUGAAGCUAAACGUGUCUGUAUGGAUACCACGAACUAAUGUUUCUAAGCAUUUAUCAUUGUGGUGUGAAUGAGUGUCGCUGGGUAUCCGACACAGUAUAAAGUUUUAAUAGCUGUGGCUAACAGAAAGGCUGUUACUGUCAGCGAACAAUUAAUGAUAUAAAUAUUAGUAAAAUCCAAAGCCAACAUUCUGGAAACCUGCUUUGCUCUUCCGAAAUGACCAGAAACCUAUUCUGUGAUGCACACGUCUCACAACUCCUGCCGUCAAUUCAGGCAGCUCAACUGAAAAUAAAGACCACGGCUAUCAAAACUUUAGAGCUGUAACUCAAACGGAAGUUUUCUUGUUUUUCCAUCUCUGCUCCAAUUGUAAAGCAGCAUAAUAGUGGCUUCAUUCCAAGCAAUAUGAAGUUCUGUAAACUUACAGCUCACCAGUAGAUGCUAUGCCAACCACAGCCAGCAAACGGGACAUUCUUUGUUGAGGGAUUAUGGACAUUUAUAGUUCAGGGAUUCUCUUUACAACAUUUUGUAAAAUAGAUGUAUGUACUAAAGUGAUGUGACGUACUUUGGUACACAUUCUAUCUUUUAAGAUUACUAAAGGAGAUGAGUGUCACUACAGUUUGCUGAGACAUGUCAAAGAUGAAAUACUUUGAAAAAAAGAACUUAGGUGCACUUAACUUUUUUAUACUAAACUUAAAAUUUAAAAUGUAAGUUUAGAAUAAAGGUUAUUUUGGAAAUUUGAAAUGUGGUAAGUUUGUUCUUGUAUGCAUUUGUUUAGUCUUUUAGUAGAAUAGUAAAAGCUUUCUUAUGUUAACGAUUAAACAUCAUCUGAGA